GAAACAACUGACGGUUCGUUCGUUCCUACGUUUUGUUUUAUUUCAAAAUCAUUUGCGUUUUGCACAGCGUCCAAUAUACUGUAGCACGUGUUCGCAGCGUCAAGAGUUAUUGAAUAAUCCGUUCGCUGAAAAUCUGCGUUCUAUUAUUAAAAGAAAAACGCUACCUGAAAUAGCAUUGCGUAAAUAUUUCAACAGUGUCUAUAAGGUAACGAUACCUGAAAAGUGUAACUUCUGGUGACGCGUUAAAUUGAAUUUCAUGGUUAUUCCACUGAUUCAUUGGUAAAAUCUAAAUUUCCUCAAAUGUGAUCAUUCUCUUUGCGCACCUACCGUCGCGGUGACGAUUGUGUAAUUGCUGGUGAUCGAUCGGGAGCGGUGUUUAUUUCUAAAAACUCGUGCGUCAAAGAAAUGCACAAGAAAUGUGGUACGCGAUCGUUUCACCGAGUAGCGCAUAAACGUAGCUGAAAGUUCAAAAGUGAACGGCAAGUGAGACAAUAUUUUUUUUGUGCACGAAUAUUUUUCUCUUACCCUGAAGAGAGAAUUGGGAUUAAUUGUAAUGCAAUUAAUCCUGGGAUGCUGUAAUCACGUGGAAUAUCGGUGCAAUCGUGGUAAAACCGUGACUUCGCACGUGACGCAUCAUCCGACGAUAGUUUUUCAACUCUUAACACCUUGUCUCCGUUUCCCGGUCUCUAUGCUAAAUGCAUAGCGAUUCUUCAUCGAAACGGUUACACAAAUAGAGAAAAAGUGGAACAUUCUACUUUCACGUUCGACGAAGAAUUGAUAUUUCGCUGCGCGAUAGAAGUGCGAAGUGAUAAUAAUUGAAAGAAAGAUACGUGUGCAGAAUUUCGAAAAGGUUCGGCGGAUUUCUGUCGCGAGGAAAGAUAGAAAGAAGCGAAGGAAGAUGUUUCAAUGGCCAUUGAUUGUUGUAUUAGUGGUUUCGAUGUUUGAUGGCAGAGUAUGUCCUGUGGUGCAAAAAGGACACGACAAUGGCGAUAACCAUGAUGUUACCAAAGGAAAUAACGCCACCGUUGAUUUAAAUAACAAUGUUAAUAACACGAUCGUAUCCUCGAAGAACACGGUGGAGGAUAAAAAGGACGCAAAAUCGUCAAUUAAGGAUUUACCGGUCUUACGGGAGCCCUUGGGGGGCCCUGCAAAAGAGUCACCGCCCAAUGCGAAGAAAACUAUCGAGGAUGGAAAACAUGAUUGUAAUACAACAAAGGAAGUAACAGAUAUGAUUUAUUGCAAUGUUACUCCACCAGACGACGAUGCAAUUAUUGAACAAAACUCAAACACAACAGAGUCCCCAAGUACCACAAUUGCUGCAAACAAUAAGACUGAAGCGAGCACCGAAUCUCGGGUAACGAAAGUUACUUCUCAAGAGAGCAAUGAAAAAGAAAAUGGGAAGAAAACCCUGGAAACUGUUGUGCCAUUAAAUCAUUCAGAAACCACAGAUAAAAUAUCUUACGACGUUGUAUCCACGGAACCAAAUCAUCCUAUUCCUACCAAUGAAUCGGAAGUUUCAGGUACCACUUCAAAGCAGGAUACCAAUACAAGUGAAGCCCCGGUUAGUUCAGUAGCACCUCUACAGACAGAUAGCACAGCUAUAGAUACACAAUCCAAAGAUGUUAUUGGAGCUGUGAAGUCGAGUGAUACGGAUAAUAAUAAACCUAUGCCCUCAGGACUCAUAGCGCUAGUUACCGCCAUAAGUUUCGCUGUAGCAAUCGCGACUGUAUACAUUGGCAUGAUCAUCUGGAGACGAUAUAUUGAAUAUCGAUACGGUCACCGGGAGUUACUCGUGAACGAACUAGAAUUUGAUACUAAUGAUUUGCGUCAUUUUGAACUGUGAUUCUAAAAGAGUCAUAACCCGCGUAGGAAGAAGAAGUAAUUGAUCCACGGCCGGUCAAGGUUUAUAUAAGCUAUAACUAUUAAAGAUUCAUUGAUCUGUGAUACUAAGGACAUGCAUCGCGUCUGACAGUCAACAAACCAAAUCUAUUUGGAUAAUGUUAUACAUUUCUUGUAAUGUAAUUGUUUUAUAUGCAUUAUGUAUACACCCGGUCUUUUCAAGCUAUCGGUCGUUUUUCCCCUCCUCCUGUAGAAAUUAAUAUAGCAUUAAUGUGCUGUUAUUUAUAUUUUUUCAUAAUUAUAAUGCGCAGAUCGUUGAAUAAAUUACUAGUACUAUUACUAUAAGUAUUAAUUUAACAUUACAGAAAGCAAUAUGGGUGCUAGAAUGACGUUAGUAAAUCCAUAUUUCUUAUUGUUUUAUAGUAUUCAGAAUUGUUGAAAAUGUGUAUGAUGUUUGUUUUUCAUUUUUUUUUUCUGCCUUUGUAUUACCUACAUAUAAAACAUAUGUAAAUAUCACUAGUUAAAUAAAUCGAUGGAUUAUUUUUUUA
This is a messenger RNA of Osmia bicornis bicornis, 2387 nucleotides long. RefSeq lists its product as uncharacterized. NCBI's taxonomy places the organism in Eukaryota, Metazoa, Arthropoda, Insecta, Hymenoptera, Megachilidae. The coding region runs from base 899 to 1843 and encodes 314 amino acids. The transcript is spliced from 8 exons. The record is from RefSeq and is a predicted model, not a curated record.